AUGACGGUUUAUCUUCGAGUUUUCCUCCUGCUCUUCCUGGUGGCCACUUCGGUUUUCGGAGAGUUUCAUCUUCAUGGAAAAAUUGGAUGCAAAGGAAAGGCGAGUAUGACAGGCGAGAAGAAAAUUGUAAGUUUGGGUUGAUACCUGACUUGUAUAAUUUUUUUUUUAAAACUUUUUGAAAAGAAGAAUAAGAACUCCAUUUCACGUUUUUGAAAAAAAAAACUCAGUUUUCGGCAAAAAACUAUUUUUUCCGAGCUGCGCCCAGUCCUUGAUUUGGAACUCCAUUGAAAAUUUAUUUAUUUUUUUGAAACCCCAAAAAAAGUUAGCUAACAGGGGAAUUACUCCAAGUGCGACGCUCAGAUUUUCUUUAAAUUUUGCACACACGUCGGGUAUGGACUAGAUAUCAAUUCCUGAAAGUUUUAGCUCGCGCUUUGCGGGCGACGCCGAGAUAUCGAACAAUUUUUGCCGCCGAGAGAGCAGGCUAAACGUGGAGGGCGGUCAGAGAAAAAAGCGCUUUUUGGCCAUAACUUUGGCAGUUUCGUGCGGAAAAAUUUGAUUUUUUGUAGAAACAUUAUCCUUUACAGUAGAAGUAGGCAUGAAAAUUUCCGUGCCGAAAUUCGGCAAAAAGUCCAAAAUUUUCGCCGACUUUCGAUCUAAAAAUCUCGGUUGUUUCUGCAAAGCGCGAGCUAAGAAUCUUGCAUAUACCUUAGAAAAAAAGGUAAACUAUCCUUUUUCUGGCCCCGCCGAAAAGCAAGAAUUUCCGGUUCGCGCCCACAACUUUUGCUGACUGCGGAAACACGGUUAGGAAUUUGAGAAACACGUAGGAAUUUCAGGCUUAGCUUAGCCUCAGGCUUAGGCUUAGUCUCAGGCUUAGGCUUAGCCUCAGGCUUAGGCUUAGCCUCAGGCUUAGGCUUAGUCUCAGGCUUAGGCUUAGCCUCAGGCUUAGGCUUAGUCUCAGGCUUAGGCUUAGUCUCAGGCUUAGGCAGGUUAGGCUUAGCCUCAGGCUUAGGCUGAGCCUCAGGCUUAGGCAGCUUAGGCUUAGCCUCAGGCUUAGGCUGUUUCCUACUUUUAUUCGCAGUCUGCAGGGAAACCGGGGCGCAAGCUGCGAAGCGCGGGGCCAGAAAAAGGAUAGUUUUCCGAAAAAAAUAUUCUAAAUUUGUGCCAAGUUUCAUCAAAAUCUAAACGUCGCACUUGGAGUACUUCCCCUGUAAAUAAAAGUUAAAAGUCAAGGCUCGGGCGCAGCUGGGAAAAAAUCUUCUUUUGAGUGGGCUAGAAAAUGAAAUACUAUUUGAUUGUUUACCUAUUUUUAAGACAAAGUUUUAUUUUUAGCCGAAGUAAAGUGAAACCUUGUUUGAUUUUCUACCUAUUUUAAAGUCAAAAUUUGUAUUUUUAGAGAGCCGAAGUAUUUUCGUUGUCCAUUGUCGGUCGAUUGUCGAAUCCAAAUCAUUGUGGAGACUUCCUGGUAUCCGAAGACCGCUCUUUUAACUUGGUCUGUGAUGACGGACCUUUGGCUUCCAAGUUUUAUGUGCCUCGUGUUUUUAUGCAAGUUUUUUUUUUGAAACUUUGACAGACCUUUUUAAUAUAAUUAUAAAAAAAUAUAUGGAAUUUUUAAUCCGCCUUAAAAUUUUUUUGGUUUUUGUUAGUAAUCGAAAUUAAAUAUUUUUUCAGUUACCAUUCCUGCGAUGGACAUUGUCAUGAAUUCGAAGUGCGCGACAAGUUUGUCUUUGAAAUGGAAUUGUCGGCCGAAGGACGGACCAGACCUCCAAUCUUUUGUUCCCAACAAGUUUACUAG
This is a messenger RNA of Bursaphelenchus xylophilus (pine wood nematode), 1792 nucleotides long. The record is from the annotation of a GenBank genome assembly. Lineage: Eukaryota; Metazoa; Nematoda; Chromadorea; Rhabditida; Aphelenchoididae.